This is a messenger RNA of Penicillium salamii, 888 nucleotides long. The record is from the annotation of a GenBank genome assembly. Lineage: Eukaryota; Fungi; Ascomycota; Eurotiomycetes; Eurotiales; Aspergillaceae.
AUGGCACCCCGCACACACACAGCACCAGCAGCACCCAAGCCACCAGCGGUAGUAGGCGCGAAAGUCAAGACAGUCGGAGGACCAAAAAGGGGCCGUUUAGCAAAGAGCACUCGACUGUAUUAUAGAACCGCGAAACUGGCCUCGCCGACCCUGAGCCUAGAAACAGUCAACCGACAGCAGUGGAUCAUGGACGAGCAGAUCAGUUCUAUUCCACUAGCCAUGCAGGGUAGGCUGAUUGCAUCUUGUCAUGUUGAGUUCCUAGAUGAACAUGGAGGCGCUGUCGAUAACCAUGUUAACUUCAGGCUCAUGUUCGUUAACCCACAGACCGAAGGCUCACGAUACGCACCAGCUGGCACCCUGGGUGUUACAAUGGGAUUCCGAGAAAUUGGUACUGCAGCUCGACCGAAUCGCGCUGUACUGUGGGGCGAAAGCAUUACUGCCGCUGGUCCGCACCUAAACUCUAUGCGCUCUAUUGCAGUGCCCGUAGCCCCUGGCACGAGACUCAGAAGCCUUUUACGUCAGGUGAGGGUUCAGGACAUGUUACCAGCUGAUUACACUCCCGUUGCGGGGGGAACUACCAUUGGCAGUCGAGACAUGAUGUCUCAGUGGCUGAGCCACUGUGCUGGCGCAGGAAUUUUGGUGCCUCCUCCUGCUGUAAUUGGAGGACCAGUCGGCGUCUGGAACGAUUUCAACUACGUUUGGCUUCGACCGCGUCUAGCUGGAGAACCACCUUUCCCGGUAGCACCGGCACAUGUCAACGGACCACCACCUCCUCCAGUACCCGCACCAGUGCCUGGAAACCCUGCACCAAUUGCUAUCCCUGUUGGAAACGCUACUUACCUGCAUCCUCUGUACCCCUACCCUGCGAUUCCCGUACUUAACUACUGA